Molecule: messenger RNA, 1006 nt
Organism: Sclerotinia trifoliorum
Lineage: Eukaryota; Fungi; Ascomycota; Leotiomycetes; Helotiales; Sclerotiniaceae
Source: the annotation of a GenBank genome assembly
AUGGCUGACAGAUUUCCUUCUCUUGAGGACUUUGACUCUGGUGGUAAGUUUACUUCUGGAAAUUUAAAUUCACAUCAAUCUAUAUGGUUUAUUAACAACAUGGUUUAUAGCUCAGACAACACAAGGCGACUCUACUUUCGAAGGAGGCGCCGAUGAUUUCUUGAGUCGUGAGAAGGCUCUUUUGGGUGACGAUGCAGACCAAUUUACUACUGGCAAUGACAAUGCCGCAUUUGUAGAAGAUGGUGAUGAUGAUUUAUUGGGUGGUGGUGGAGGAGAGGAGGUUCAUGAGUUUGAGAGUUCCUUCCCUGCCAUUGAUACUCGCAAUGAGGUACGUUAUGACUUUAUUACAUAUUCUACAUUUCUUGAAUACUAAUAUAUAUAAAAUCAGAAUGUUUCAUCGACCGGACAAAUCACCAGCACAUAUACCAAUUACCAACCCCAAGUUUCCGACGAAGAAGAGCCAGAAGUGAUCAAACAAUGGCGCGAACGCCGCGACCUCCAACUUCAAGCCCGGGAAGAGAGAUCAGAAGAAAAAAAGCAGGAAACUAUUAAGACUGCCCAACAAAACAUCGACGAUUUCUACGAGAACUACAAUACCAAGAAAGAGAAGACUAUUGCGCAAACCCGCCGUGAAGCUGAGGAGUUUUUGGCAAGCAGGGAAGACACAUCAUCUGGUGGAACCAGUUGGGAGCGUAUUGCAAAAUUAGUCGAUCUGAGCGGAAAGGGUGCUAGAGGUGGUGCAAAUGGUACGGGCAAGGAGAAAUUCCGAGAGCUUUUGUUGAGUUUGAAGAAAGACGAGAAAGCACCCGGCGCUACUGGUUAUUAAAGGGCGUUGGUUGGACGGGUUGGGUGGUCACUUUAUGGACUUGUAAGAUCGUGCAAGAUGGUUGUUUAUUUCGUUCAAGACUUGCCUGAUCGGAAGUUACGGGCAAUGGGGCGUUAAAAAUGAGUGGCACAAACGCGCAUAACUAUUAAAGAUUUGUUUAUAAUGACAUUAUUCUGAGGA